AUGUUGUCAAAAAAAUUUAGCAAAAUGAAGAGAAUAUUCAAAUACGAAAUUUAUACAGUGUUUAUAAUACUGGCGUUUACGAAAACGGACGCUCUGCCAAUGGAAGGCAAAUGGAAUGAAAACCUUACAUUGGGUUAUAACAGCAUACAUUUAUCGAAAAGUCUAUUCAAAGGAGCCGAAGUUUUUAUAGGAAUAAAUUGCGAUUCCAAAAUUCCAGAUCAAGAGAUCGGAAUAAGCUUAACGAUCAUACAAUCCCGAUGUUGGGACAUCACAGACGCCCUAACUACCCUCAAAAAGGAGACAUCAUGGAAAAACCAGGACUUCAAAAACAACACCAACGUCUACCACAGCAGCGAGAAAUACCGUUGCAACGAUCACAUCUUCAUUCGCGAGAAUCCCAUCGGCCUGGAGAAGACCACGAAGCACAGCAGCAGCCAACCCAUUCACAAGAUCCCCCACGAUGGCGUCUACGUAUUAGCUCUCACGAUUAACACCAUCAACACCUCCGAGUACAGCGUGGGAGUUCACAUAGAAAUGAAGCACGAUUACGGAUAUCUAUCGGCGGCCGAUUGGCCUUUACUCCCGUUCUACGGCUUCAUGUGCUUGUAUUACGUGAUGCUCGGCGUCAUAUGGUUGGUGCUCUCGUUCACCCAAUGGCGGGAUCUGCUGCGAGUGCAAUUCUGGAUAGGCGGGGUGAUCCUGCUGGGCAUGCUGGAGAAGGCCACUUUCUACGCUGAAUACCAGAGCAUCAACAACACCGGCGUGAGAUUCCAAGGGGCCAUGCUCUUCGCCGAGUGGAUAUCCUGCGCGAAGCGAACCCUAGCCAGGAUGCUCGUGGUGAUCGUGAGCUUAGGUUUCGGCAUCGUGAAGCCUAGAUUAGGCGCGACGUUGCAUCGCGUGGUAGGCGUCGGGCUUUUAUAUUUCUUCUUAGCAGCGUCCGAAGCCUAUCUGAGGAUAACGAAAGACAAAAACGAUCCCAGUAAAGAUAUUCUAGUCGCUUCCGUGCCAUUAGCCGUAUUAGAUUCGGCCAUAUGCUGGUGGAUAUUCUCCGCGUUGGUGAACACCACGAGGACCCUGCGAUUGAGGAGGAACGAGGCGAAAUUGGGCCUGUACAGGCACUUUACGAACACGUUGAUAUUCGCCGUGCUGGCGUCGGUGUUCUUCAUGCUGUACAGCAUCAAAGUGCACCAUUUCGUGGAGUGCCUGGUGGUGUGGAAGGACAUUUGGGUGGAGGAGGCCUACUGGCACGUGUUGUUCUCGCUGUUGUUGUUGGUGAUAAUGAUUCUAUGGAGGCCCACCAACAACAACCAGAGGUACGCGUUCGUGCCGCUGUUGGAUACGGGCGACGACGCCGAGGAGGAGGAGCACCUGGUGAACGAUGCGUACGGGGUCAAAGUGAGAAUCCACCAUUCUAAAAAUUCAUCACCUCAGGUUUCGUCGAUCGAUGAUGAUCUUAAAUGGUUGGAGGAGAAUGUUAAAAGCGAUCCCGCUCUGCCUAUAUUAGAUUCCGAUGAGGAAUUGGUGAAUACUAGAUUCGAGGUGUCGAAAAUGCAGUAA
This is a messenger RNA of Phyllotreta striolata, 1557 nucleotides long. Lineage: Eukaryota; Metazoa; Arthropoda; Insecta; Coleoptera; Chrysomelidae. The record is from the annotation of a GenBank genome assembly.